Exophiala oligosperma is the source of this 1353-nucleotide messenger RNA. RefSeq lists its product as uncharacterized. The record is from RefSeq and is a predicted model, not a curated record. The transcript has 5 exons. Gene Ontology annotation, molecular function: oxidoreductase activity, acting on the aldehyde or oxo group of donors, disulfide as acceptor. Lineage: Eukaryota; Fungi; Ascomycota; Eurotiomycetes; Chaetothyriales; Herpotrichiellaceae. The coding region runs from base 1 to 1353 and encodes 450 amino acids. Gene Ontology annotation, biological process: branched-chain amino acid catabolic process.
AUGUUCAGGCUCGUCUCGGAGGUUGCGCACGCUGGGCGACUGUUGAGAGUAGCUGCAGGGAACAACGCAUCAAUUCAACGGCGCUGGCUAUCGAGUUCAGUUAGUCGAUGCAGUGCACACAUAUCGCACUUUCCCGGUGCACCUCAAAGCCCUCUCACAACAGGCCUGCACUUCACUCCACCAGCAGCGUUGGCUCCUAUUCCAGUAUACCGCGUAUUGGAUGAAAAUGGCAAAGUUCUUGAUGAGACUGGCAAUGGAGUGUCGGAUAUCACCGACGAAGAAGUCCUGAUCUGGUAUCGAAACAUGUUAACAGUCAAUAUUCUUGAUUCCAUAAUGUUUGAAGCCCAAAGACAAGGACGAGUUAGCUUUUACAUGGUAUCUGCUGGAGAAGAAGCCGUCACGGUGGGCUCGGCAGCUGCCCUCGGGCCACGGGAUAUCAUCUGCACCCAGUACAGAGAACACGGUGUCUUUCAACAACGAGGCUUUACGUUGAAAGAUUUCAUGAGUCAGCUGUUUGCUACCCACAAUGAUCCGGGGAAGGGAAGAAACAUGCCCAAUCACUACAGCGGAAGAACUAAAGUCGGGGUGCAUGCUGUUGCCUCAACUCUAGGAACACAGAUCCCUCAUGCAGUAGGUGCUGCUUAUGCUCUCAAGCUCGACGCUCAAGAGAAUCCUUCCGAUACUCCCAGCCUUGGUGUGGUGUACUUCGGAGAAGGAGCAGCCAGCGAGGGGGACUUCCAUGGCGCCAUGAACCUUGCAUCUGUCAAAGACUGCCCAGUUCUCUUCAUGUGUCGCAAUAACGGACUUGCGAUAUCCACUCCAACCAAUGAGCAAUACCGCGGUGAUGGAAUCGCGAGUCGUGCUAUUGGUUACGGCAUGGAGACAAUCCGAGUCGAUGGCACGGAUAUCUUUGCGGUCUACAAAGCGACAAAGGAAGCACGACGAAAGGCACUAGAACGAAACCGACCCAUUCUACUGGAGUUUAUGAGCUAUCGUGUCUCUCAUCACAGUACAAGUGAUGACAGCUUUGCUUACAGAAAGCGAGGAGAUGUGGAAACGUGGAAACUGAAGCACAACCCAAUCUCGAGGCUAGGAAAGUGGCUGGAAGCCAAGGGUAUCUGGGAUGAAGAUCUGGACAAGAAGGCCCGGAGCGAGAUAAGACGAGAAGUUCUCCAAGAACUCGCUGCUGCGGAAAAAGAAAAGAAGCCUACCUUGAAAAGCAUCUGGACUGAUGUGUAUGCUGAGCUCUCAGAGGAGCAAGAGGAACAACGGAUAGAGCUUAGAAGGCUGAUGACUGAGUACCCGGCCGAGUACGAUGUUGACGGUCAUGCAGAGGGGAUUAAUGGCCUAUGA